This is a messenger RNA of Halichondria panicea, 2427 nucleotides long. RefSeq names its product synaptic vesicle glycoprotein 2B-like. The record is from RefSeq and is a predicted model, not a curated record. Bases 122 to 2308 code for a protein of 728 amino acids. The transcript is spliced from 8 exons. Gene Ontology annotation, cellular component: membrane. Gene Ontology annotation, biological process: transmembrane transport. Lineage: Eukaryota; Metazoa; Porifera; Demospongiae; Suberitida; Halichondriidae. Gene Ontology annotation, molecular function: transmembrane transporter activity.
UUACGACCACAUCCAGAUUCCGAUAAACAAAAGCAAGACAGCCCUUGCUACGAUCGAGCUAGCUGUCUGUCACAAGAAGAUACUGAUGUCAAGAGUGUACUAGAUACUACACAUAAACGAGAUGUCUUUUGGGCACGAUAAUCUCUGCACAAGAAAGUACAAUGAACUCCCUGAUGAAGAUGAGAACACUGAAAAAAGAGACCUUCAAGUACUCAUCCCUACCUCGACCAACGCUGGCCACACUCACCAGGUUAUAGCUGAAUCUACACUGAUGGAGAAUGGGCAAGUAAGUGAAGCCGAGUCCACUGAUGUAGAGGUCAUCUACUCAAAAGCCCAGGACAAAGUGAACUUGAUUGCUAGUGUGGCCGAUAGUAUUGAUGAGAAUGGAGUGGUCAGAGAGUAUGAAGUGGCCUUACAGCAUAUCGGAUUCGGGCUCUUCCAUAUUAUUCUGGUUAUCUGUAACGGGCUGGCUCUCACGUCUGAUGCGGUGGAAGUAUUGUCAAUAUCGUUUGUACUACCAGUGAUUGGUCGCCCUGAUGAACUGGGGCUAACAGAUGGGGAAACUGGUCUCCUCAGUUCGAUCAUCUUCGUAGGGAUGCUGUUCGGGAGCUACUUUUGGGGUGGAAUGGCAGACGUGAUAGGACGAAAGAAGACUUUGGUAUUUUCCCUUGCUACUAGUGGUGUGUUUGGUCUUGUGUCAGCAUUCGCCCCAAAUUUUACUGUCUUCCUUAUAUUGAGGCUCUUCAGUGGAUUCGGUGUUGGAGGCUCGCUACCUGUCCUCUUCCCUUACAUAUCCGAGUUCAUACGUAACAAAUACAGAGGACCUUAUCUCGGUCUCCAGGCGACCUUCUGGAUGUUUGGACGCUUACUCUGUGGAGCUAUUGCCUGGGCUAUCAUUCCAGCAACCAGCAUUGAUUUCUCCCUGGGCUUGUUCAGAUUCCAUAGCUGGAGACUCUUCAUCGCCAUAUCUGCUGUUCCAUCACUUCUAGGUGUACUGCUCUACUGGUUCCUGCCUGAGAGCCCACGAUACCUUUUGGAGAUUGGCAAGGAGAAAGCUGCUGUCGACGUGCUCAGGACUGUGCACAGAAUCAACCACUGGAGGGACAAAACGGCAGUGUACCCUGUCAAGAGCAUACAGCUAGGGAGUGAUGUUGCUGGUGCUGGCAAGAGCAACAUACUCGAUAAAAUCAGACAGAUUUUCAAGAGGUCGGCUGAAAUGUUCAAUCGAAAGCUUCUGCUUCGUUCUCUACUGCUCCUAACAAUCUAUUUCACUCUCUCGUUUGGAUCCUACGGUGUGACUCUGUGGUAUCCAACCUACGUGAACGAGGUCAACCAUCAGAAAGACGUUGAGAUAUUCAAUGGCUUCUGCUCUGAAGAAGUCAGCGGCAUUAAUAGCUCCGCAAUCUCUACUUACUGUGGCUGCAAUGAUUCUGUUAUCAACAACUCUGUGAUAUCUGACAUGCUCCUCGACAACUGGAAUAUACAAAACACCACUUUUAAUGGUGUCACAUUUCAGAGGGUGAACUUUACGUACGCGUCUUUCAAUAAUACUAGCUUCGAGUCAAGUUCUUUUAUCGACUGCACAUUUAACAAUUCUGGCUUUAUCAAUACUACCUUCGACAGUUUCUCUUUCACUAACCUCAAACUAUUCGACUCAAGAUUGUGCAGCACCACAAUAGGGAAUAAUUAUUCUGCCUCUGGUGAUGUACUCGUUUUGAACUCUACUAUAAACGGUGCUCCUUGGAACAGCACAAUGACAAGUGCUACAUUUAUCCAGUUGAUGUUUAAUUCUAGUGCUAACGAAAGUGCUUGUAAUGCCAAUGGAUGGAUAUCUAAGUGCCCAGUAAAGGGAGACGAUUUCCGUUUGUAUAGAGACAGCUUCUUCAUAUCAGCCUCAGCUCUCCCUGGCAACCUGGCAUCAAUGGUCGCUGUCUACUUUCUGAUUAGGAAAUAUUGGCUAGCAUUCAGUCUGUUUGCCUCCACUCUCUCUGUGUUCCUGCUCUAUGUGGUUCAUUCUGAGGUGGUGGUGGUCAUCAUGCUCUGCUUGUUUGCUGCUAUCUCUACUCCUGCAUGGAACGACACAUCUCUCAUCGUUGCAGAGGUCUAUCCCACUCAUCUCAGGACAACUGCUGCUGGAAUUCACCUAGUGGCGGCCAGAAUUGGAGCUAUUAUCGGGACUAAUAUAUUCGGAGCAUUUGUACAUGUGAACCCAAACAUUCCCAUAUUCAUGGUAGUGGCUAUGCUCAUCGUUGGAGCACUAGCGGCUCUACCAUUGCCCAAGACAACAAGAAAAACUCUACUAAAGUGAUUUUAAGCCACAUUAUUAUUAUUACAAUGUAGUCAUUUUUAUUUUAUUUUAUGCACUAUAUUUAAUUUUUUUUUUGCUGUUUUAUUAAGGUUCUAAUUAAGCGAAUAUCAAUUUUAAAA